Messenger RNA from Drosophila elegans, 1333 nucleotides. RefSeq lists its product as uncharacterized. The record is from RefSeq and is a predicted model, not a curated record. The transcript has 2 exons. The coding region runs from base 110 to 856 and encodes 248 amino acids. Lineage: Eukaryota; Metazoa; Arthropoda; Insecta; Diptera; Drosophilidae.
CUGCCUGGCCACACUGAAGAAAAAGAAAACAAGUCGCAGAAUCACGAUACACCAUUGCAAUUUACACACAAUCCCUUGCAUUUGCAUCUCCGAUGCCCACAAACUGGCGAUGAAGCCCCAGACCAAGCGAAAGUCCUUCCCCUUCAAUGCGCCCCCGCCGGGAGGAAUCAUGGAGUUCGGAUUCGGGAGCUGCAGCAGCAACUUUAAUGCGGAGAACGACCUGGUAAAGUGGCAGCACAAGCGGAAAUCGGAGCAGCAGGCGACGGCAGUGCUACCCCCCAAGAUGCUUAUAACCGAGGAGCGGAUUACUCAGCACUUCAGCGGACUGUCGUUGGAUCCGAAGAUCAAUGUGGCCUCCUCCGCCGUCGGCGGCAGCAACAACAACAGCGUGGUGGGCAGCGUUACCGGCGGACUGGUGACUGAUGACAUACCGUCCACCAGCACCGGCAAGACCCAUCAUCAUCCCAAUCCCGCCUACCAAAUGGCGGCCAUGGAGCUGGAGGAAAAGCUGCGGAACGCCAAUCGCAUUGUGAUCUGCGAUGGCCUAAAGGGAUCGCCGGGAUCGGGUCCCGGAGCAGCACCCCCAGUGAUCCCACCCGAGUGGCUAAUGAAAGCCAUACCACGUCCCUGCACCGCCUUGGUGCCCUGGCAACCAUCACCGCUACAGAUCCCAAUGCCCAAUGGUCCCAAGAUUGUGGCCCCACCUCCAAUUAUGGCACCGCCCAUGGUUGGAGCUCCGCCAGCUGUCCAGGAACUGGACGACUAUGACGACGAUCUGGAGUUCUUUGAGAACAACAACACGUGCAGUGUGAAUCUUAACAAGUCUGAGCAGGAGCACAUGGAUGAGGACCUGUAGCCCAUAGCCAUAUAUAUCUCUAAAGAAUAAGCAUAACAUUGUGGAGAAUUGUAUGUCCGUAUUCGUAAGAACACACAGUUGAUAGCAUGCAAGAAUACUCCCUCUCCUUAUUUUGUAUUACUAUUGAAAAUAGAUAGAUGUAUGUGAUCAAAUCCGAUUUGGCCGACUGGAAUGUUCGUUAAUAACAGCAAGUGGGCCAACUGCAGACGUGAAAAUCUGUCGCUAAGAAAAAACUAAUUUGUAAUUACUUUUUAUUUCAAUUUGUAAACGGAUUAAAGUGUAUUGAAAUGUUUUAAGAAGAGGGGAUAGAUGGAGUUUAUCAAGUCAGAAAAGCUGAAUCUACAAUAUUAACAAUAAGUCAUAAUAUUUUAUUGCUUUAUUUUGUGUAUUAACUUGCUAAUGGUAAUUUUACCUGGCACCAAUAUAUACUUGCUUGCUAUGAAAUUAAAGAAUAAAGGCUUUUUAUUAAAAAACCAA